AUGGAGGUGCUGGGUGAAUGGACAUUCCUGUGUAAUGGGGGGGAGUUACCCGGCUGGCAGGCUCAGGACCAGGGUUGCGACCUCUUCAUGGCUGCAGCACAAAUGGGUGUGCAGAGGUGUCGGCUCGCUAAUCGGAUUCUUUUGGCAAAAGAGAGUGCGGCUCCAGUCCUACAGCUGCGGCGACUGGAAAACAGAACUUACCUUGGGUUCGAGCUCUUUGCAAAGCACUGCGGCGAAAGGAAGUAG
Molecule: messenger RNA, 246 nt
Organism: Knipowitschia caucasica
Lineage: Eukaryota; Metazoa; Chordata; Actinopteri; Gobiiformes; Gobiidae
Source: the annotation of a GenBank genome assembly